Molecule: messenger RNA, 1590 nt
Organism: Exophiala bonariae
Lineage: Eukaryota; Fungi; Ascomycota; Eurotiomycetes; Chaetothyriales; Herpotrichiellaceae
Exons: 4
Coding region: 1-1590 (529 amino acids)
Biological process (GO): carbohydrate transport; transmembrane transport
Cellular component (GO): membrane
Molecular function (GO): carbohydrate:proton symporter activity
Source: RefSeq, a predicted model, not a curated record
AUGAUUGCUCAUGCUUCCAUUCCUCAAUUUUCAUCCGCAAGCGCAAACAACGAAGACAUCAUGCCUUUCAUCGAGCUCAGAGGGAAGUCCCUUAUCUUUAUCAUUCUGAUCACCUCUGGGGUUGAUUUUCUCCUCUUCGGCUAUGACCAAGGUCUUUUUGGUGGUAUUCUUGCUGGUGAGCGAUUCCAGCAGAUGCUUGGCCAGCCGAACCCUACCAUGAGUGGUCUCGUUACAGCAAUCUAUGAUAUCGGGUGCGCCUUGGGAGCCGUUGGUGCCUUUGUUUAUGGAGAGAAAAUUGGCCGGAAAAGAUCUAUCAUCUGGGCAAAUGUGAUCGUCAUUGUCGGUGCCACAAUUCAGACGGCUUCUUACAAUUACUGGCAAAUGUUCGCCUCGCGCAUCAUCGCCGGUGUUGGUGUCGGUCUAAGCACAGUUGCUGUCCCAAUUCUACAAUCGGAAACCCUCCCAGCUCACAAUCGAGGCGCACUCCUGGUAGUGCAGUCUGCUCUCAUUAUUAUCGGAGUUGCCAUAGCAUCAUGGCUUUGCUUUGCAACCCUUUAUGCAAACAACUCCAUGCAAUGGCGCUUUCCAGUGGCUUGCCAAGUCUUAUUCUCACUCAUCGUCCUGGUCCUAUGCAUCUGGAUUCCCGAGACACCAAGGUGGUUGGCACAACACGGACAGAAGGACAAAGCUCGACACGUCAUUGCCUGCCUCCUAGACAAGCCAGAUGAAGACCAUGAAGUGGAAGGCCAACUUUCGGAGAUCUUGGAGAACAUUGCCGCCGAAAAUACCGAAGAAGAACCUACAUGGAGCGAGGUAUUUAGCAACGCCACACGAGCCAGAAACCUUCAACGAGUUCUCCUCGGCAUGGGACCUUAUAUGAUGAAUCAAUGGAGUGGCAUCAACUCGGUCUGUUAUUACUGCGCUUAUAUCCUACAAGAAUAUCUGGAUUAUUCGCAAAGUAUGGCUCUGAUUCUCGCCUCUGUCGCAUUCACGCAAUAUGCCAUCUUCUCCUGGCCACCAUAUUUCUACAUCGACCGCAUUGGACGUCGUUGGACGGUCAUCUACUCAUCUGCUGGAUGCGCCAUUUGCAUGGCUAUUAUCGCGGGCUGUCUUCUGAAGACAACACAUUCUGCAACAGCGGCUGCAGUGGCAUUCAUAUUUUUAUACCUGGAUUGCUUUACAAUGGGUAUCUUGCCCGUGUCGUGGUCUUAUUCGGCAGAGAUUCAACCUCUCCGUGUACGGAACAAGUCAACUGCUGUGGGAGUCUUCAGUCACUGGAUGUCGAAUUUUGUGGUUGUGAUGGUUACUCCUAUCGGCCUAGACAAUAUUGGGGGAAAUUAUUUCUGGAUCUGGGCAAUCGUCUGCGCUUCAUUCAUUCCCCUGACAUACUUCUUCGGCGUCGAAACCUCAGGUCGUACACUCGAGCAAGUCGAUCAAAUGUUCUUCGAUGAACCUCGCAUACUGAUGGGUCUGAAUGCAAAUCACAGACGCGUGCUUCACCAGAGUGCCUCUGAUGAAGAGCAACGCUUCAAGCAAUUUGGGGAGAAGCGAGCUUCGAUCUCCCAGACAGAAGAUGUCGAGAAGUCAUAA